AUGUAUUCUCUACCCCUAUUCAAAUGUCAUUCUACUGACUUGGUAUCAGUUGGGGUCGUUAUGACCUUGGGCAACACGUAUACAGGGCAUUUUGACCCCGUUGAUGACGAUAGUCGUGUUCUGGGCCGUAUCAAAGAAAGAACAGGCCAUAGAAUUCCUAUUCACGUUGAUGCCGCCAGUCGUGGCUUCAUUGCCCCAUUUUUGAAUCGGCCCGACUUCCGCUGGGACUUCUCGAACCAAUACGUCGACUCCAUCAAUGCCUCGGGGCACAAGUUUGGCAUGACCCCUCCAACAAUUGGCUGGAUUAUUUGGAGAGAUGACCAAUGCCUUCCUGAUGGGAUGGUUUAUCGAUCUUCAUAUUUGAGAGGUGAUAAUUCAAGUUGUACCCUUACCUUUUCCCAGUCAAGCUAUGCCCUGGUGGUACAGUAUUACAAUUUAAUGCGACUCGGUCGACAAGGGUUUGAACGAUCUACGAAUUACUGUAUUGACCAAUGUCGUCAACUGGCCACCUUGCUAGAAUCAACAGGAUGGUUCAAGAAUCUAGGAGGCACUGAAACUCUAAAGCACACGGGGACGGCGGAUAAAUCUAGCAGACUGACUGCUCUAGCAUUACCUGUUAUCGCCUUAUCCAUCGAAAGCGACAUUAAACAAAAUCAUUCGUUGAUCACUGAAGAGAAACUAAGUGAGGAACUGUUUCGCAAAGGCUAUAGUGUACCAUGUGCUACACUGCUAGGUGGUAAAGAUAAUAAGAAAAUUCUAAGGAUUGUUAUCCGCCCGGAAAUGACAGAAGCUUUACUAAGCUCUUUGUACAACACUUUAUAUGAUAUAGUACACGAGCUUUUGUCUAAAUAG
Messenger RNA from Clonostachys rhizophaga, 852 nucleotides. NCBI's taxonomy places the organism in Eukaryota, Fungi, Ascomycota, Sordariomycetes, Hypocreales, Bionectriaceae. The record is from the annotation of a GenBank genome assembly.